This is a messenger RNA of Penicilliopsis zonata CBS 506.65, 1755 nucleotides long. RefSeq lists its product as hypothetical. Gene Ontology annotation, molecular function: glutathione synthase activity; glutathione binding; ATP binding. The record is from RefSeq and is a predicted model, not a curated record. Bases 135 to 1682 code for a protein of 515 amino acids. NCBI's taxonomy places the organism in Eukaryota, Fungi, Ascomycota, Eurotiomycetes, Eurotiales, Aspergillaceae. The transcript is spliced from 2 exons. Gene Ontology annotation, biological process: glutathione biosynthetic process. Gene Ontology annotation, cellular component: cytosol.
AGGAGGCUGGCUCAUCGACCCUCGAUUCACUACGCAUUUCUGUGCUGCUUCCCUUGAAGUCCUCCACUUCGUUGAACCGUGGGGAAAAUUGAAUACUGAUCAAGGCGGUUAGGUGAAUACGAUCCAUCUCGGCCAUGGCUACACCAGUUUACUCCAGCUAUCCACCUUCCCUGAGCCCCGCGCAGGAGAAAUUCCUGGUCUCGACGGUGAAAGACUGGGCCAUUCAGAACGGCCUGGUUGUGCGGCCUUCGCCGUUGGUUGUUCCUGAGGGUGUGAACUCGAAGGGCGUGCUGGCAACGAAUGCUCCGGUGACCUUGUUUCCGAGCCCGUUCCCUAGGGCGUGCUUCGAGGAGGCCCUGGCUUUGCAGACCGUGUACAAUGAGCUGUAUGCCAAUAUUUCGUGCGACGAGGAGUGGCUAUGCAAGAUCAUGGAAGAUCUGAUCGAUGUUGAUGACUUUAUGUCGAACCUCUGGAAAGUACAUCUUGCAGUGAAGAAGGAAGGCUAUGUCCAGCCAUUGUCGCUUGGUCUUUUCCGCUCUGACUACAUGGCUCAUACCCCGUCAACAGCCUCCAGCUCGUCUUUGAAGCAGGUAGAGUUCAACACGAUAUCAUCCUCCUUUGGUGGUCUAUCAGUCGGCGUUUCAUCUCUUCACAGAGAGCUUCUUUCGUCUCCCUCGGGUUUGCCCACGAGCUUCCCCGCGCAUCCCUUGUUUGACAAUAACUUGCCUCCAGAGAACACCGCAGUGGUGACCUUGUCCGGAGGACUAGCCGCUGCACACGCGGCCUAUGGAUCGUCGAAAUCGUCCCCGGCUCUGCCAUUGUGCAUCAUCUUCAUUGUCCAGCAAGGCGAACGAAACAUCUUUGACCAAUUGGCUCUGUCCAGGCAGCUUACGCAAGUUCAUAAGAUCCCGGUUUUCCGCGUGACCACCAAUGAGAUCUUGGAUGUCACGUCGAUAUCGGAUUCGAAUCCUAACCGACCUCUUCUCUACACUCCCCCUCAGUCUCGCGACACACCAUUUGAGGUGACAACGGUGUAUCUCCGCGCGUUUUAUGACCCUGGAGAUUAUACGUCUGCGCGCGACUGGGAGGCAAGGACGCUCUUGGAACGCUCAGCUGCCAUCAAAUGCCCGACAGUCCUCAACCAACUCUCGGGUUGCAAGAAGGUUCAGCAGGUUCUCGCGGAACCCUCGGGACCGGACCACCUGUCCAGUUUUCUCAAGGGAGCGGACCCGAGCGUCAUUGCCAGGCUGCGUAAUACAUUUGCGCCCCAGUAUGACUUGACUUCCAAUGGCCAAGGAAGAGAGUUUGCCCUCAACCCCACAACUGCCGAGAACCACGUCCUGAAGCCACAGCGAGAGGGCGGGGGUAACAAUAUCUACAAGUCUGCUAUCCCUGAAUUCCUGCGCUCUCUCCCCGAGACCGAAUGGAAGCGAUGGGUCCUGAUGGAGCUAAUCCAGCCUCCGCCUCGCGCCCGGAACAUCGCUCUGCGAAGCGACGGCGAGGUGAUUCUCGGCGACGUCAUCUCUGAGCUGGGUGUUUAUGGGACCAUUCUUUGGGACCAGGGAGGCAAGAUCCUGCACAACGAUCAGGGAGGCUAUCUGCUGAGAACGAAGGGCAAGGAUGUCAAUGAGGGAGGAGUCGCGGCUGGAUUCUCCAGUCUCGACAGCGUCUUGUUGUUCUAGAUUAGACUGAGUAAUUGUUAUAGAAGUGUGUGUAUACAAUUCAAUCCUGUUGUAAUAUUCGUCUUGGUCGUGG